AUGGCGUCCUCAUCAUUGCAGUUUGCCUACCGAACCCAGAAGGGCAUCGGCCUGUUUGAUGCUGCCCCGGCCUACCAGCCGCUCUCUGGAUUCGUCAAGCCCGAAGGGAACCUCCGGUGUUGUGGAUACUCGCCCUGCGGCCGCUACUUUGCCUGGGCCAGCCCCGAAGUUGUCACUGUUGUCGACGCCUCCACUGGCCAGCAGGUCCUCGCCCUUCCCAUCCUCAACGUCUACGAGCUUGGCUUCUCUCCUCUCGGCACCUUCCUCAUCACCUGGGAGCGACCCGCCAAGGACGAGAAUGGAGACGCGACCAAGAACCUGAAGGUCUGGCGCACCGUCGAGGAAGGUGUUGCUGGUGCCGACAAACUGCCCCUGGGCAAGUACGUCCAGAAGUCUCAAGGAGGCUGGAACCUUCAGUACACGGCCGACGAGAAGUACUGUGCCCGUCUCGUCACCAACGAAGUCCAGUUCUACGAGAGUCACGAUCUCGGCACCGUCUGGAACAAGCUGAGAGCCGAGGGCGUUGCCGACUUUGCUCUGGCGCCCGGCCGCUCAUACGCCGUUGCAGUCUUCAUUCCCGAGCGCAAGGGACAACCUGCUGCCGUCAAGGUUUUCAACGUUCCCCAGUUCAACGCCCCCAUCUCCCAGAAGACCUUCUUCAAGGGCGACAAGGUCCAGCUGAAGUGGAACCAGCUGGGCACCGGCAUCCUCGUGCUGGCCCAGACCGACGUCGACAAGUCCAACAAGAGCUACUACGGCGAGACCACGCUGUACCUGCUCAGCGUCAAUGGCUCCUUUGACGCCCGUGUCAGCCUCGACAAGGAGGGCCCCAUCCACGACGUUUCCUGGUCCCCGAACUCGAAGGAGUUCGGUGUCGUCUACGGAUACAUGCCCGCGAAGACCACCAUCUUCAACCACCGAGCCGUCGCGACUCAUUCGUUCCCCCUUGGGCCCCGCAACACCAUUAUCUUCUCGCCCACCGGUCGGUUCGCUUUGGUUGCUGGCUUCGGUAAUCUGGCUGGCCAGAUUGACAUCUACGACCUCGAGAAGGAUUUCCGCAAGCUCUACACCAUCGAGGGCGGAAACCCCAGCGUGUGCACGUGGAGCCCGGACAGCCGUUACAUCAUGACGGCCACCACAUCUCCCCGUCUCCGUGUCGACAACGGCGUCAAGCUCUGGCACGUCAGCGGUGCCCUCAUGUACAACGAGGAUAUGGUCGAGUUGUACAACGUUCUCUGGAGACCCCAGGCGCUUGACAAGGUGGCCGGUGGCGACCCCAUGAACCCCAUCCCCGCCCCGCACGCGUCCGCGGCCACGUAUCUCGGCUCUGUCAAGACGCCCAGCAAGCCCGCGGGAGCCUACCGCCCCCCUGGUGCUCGUGGCCUCGCUACCCCCCUCCACUUCAAGCGUGAGGACGAGGGAGGUGCCGCUCACGUCAGCAUGAACAACGGUUCGGCGCCCAUUGGACCUAACGGAUUUGGCCGCCCCCGUCGUGGUGUGCCCGGCGCGGAGUUUUCUGUUCCCGGAGCGGCCCCCAAGAUCCCGGGAGCUGAGACUGCCGAAGGCGAUGAGAAUUUGUCCAAGGCGGCGCUCAAGAACAAGAAGAAGCGCAACAACAAGAAGAAGGAGGGCGAGGCCAACCCCGAGGGUCAGAACGGCGGCGGAGCUUCCCUUGCCCCGCCCCCGCGCGACUUUGGAAGAUCCGGCCACGAGGGUCGCAGCCCCGAGCGCCGUGGCGGCGGCGGCGGCGGUAACAACCACCGUCACCGCAGCCACUCUCGCAACCCGGGUGCGCCUCGUAACAGGAGCAACACCCACCGUGGCCAGAACGGUGCGCCCCAGGCGCCCAACAACGCCCAGCAGGCCGCGGCGGCCAAUGACGCCGGCGCUGACGGCCAGAACCCCAACGCGAAGAAGAUUCGCAGCUUGCAGAAGAAGGUGCGUGCCAUCGAGGACCUCGAGAUGAGACUGGCUGGAGGCGAGAAGCUUGAGGACACCCAGAUGAAGAAGAUUGGCACCAAGACCUCUGUGCUCAAGGAGCUGGAGGGUCUCGAGAAGGAGGGCCGCUAA
Messenger RNA from Colletotrichum siamense, 2070 nucleotides. RefSeq names its product Eukaryotic translation initiation factor 2A. Gene Ontology annotation, biological process: translational initiation. Gene Ontology annotation, cellular component: cytosolic small ribosomal subunit. Lineage: Eukaryota; Fungi; Ascomycota; Sordariomycetes; Glomerellales; Glomerellaceae. The coding region runs from base 1 to 2070 and encodes 689 amino acids. The record is from RefSeq and is a predicted model, not a curated record. Gene Ontology annotation, molecular function: protein binding; ribosome binding; translation initiation factor activity. The transcript is spliced from 2 exons.